GCUGUAACCGCCACGUUGGUAGGCGUAACAGAACCGAAGCAACGAAGCCACACCUGUUUCCGAUGCUCCACUCACUGCAACACUGGAAGAAGAAGACGGAGGAAAACUAUUGUUAGCUUAACCAAUACUAGUAUCAAGUAAUGGAAACCAAAAACGAAGGAAAUGCAAUUCGAAGCGGAAUUGAGAAUCCAUUUACUUUGAAAGUUGGUCAAGUAUUUACUGGUUUUGGAAUCGGUUGUGGCGUCGGAAUCGGUGUUGGACGCCCUUUAAAUUUAGCUGCAAUACCUAUGUUGAAUCAAGUAAUGAGUGCCACUAGGGGUGCUACUGAUGCAUUUUCUGGUGUUAGCAGGCAUGUCAAUACUUCUUUGAGGAAGCUUGGAGCUAAAAAUAUUGAAUUAGGUGUUGGAUGUGGAGUUGGUUUUGGUCAUGGUUUUGGAGCUGGACUUGCUGUGAAACCUGGGGUGUUGAAUCAAAUUCAAUCUUGCUUUGUAGUAACGAUGACAAAGAUGAUGAUGAAGUUUGGAAUUACUCCCAGUUUACCAUUUAGUUCGGGUGCAUUUCCAUCAUCCUUACAAAGUGCCACAAGCAUAGUCAGUCCAGGAAGCAGGAUGCCAUUAGUAACUAAAUCGGCUGAUCAAUUAUCUCAAGGUCUUGCGGGAUCUCAACCAAUGAACAUUGGUUUGGCUUUCGAUAAAACUGCAAUAAAAGACACUGCAGCUGACACUACAUAUGGCAGCCGAACUGAGAAGGUUCUUAACAACUUUUUGCAAAAUCCACUGUUGAAGGGAGAAGGAGGAGCUUCCAGUGAAACCGCUGGACGCUUGAUCGCAGAGAACAAAAUGCUUCAGAUGGUUUUGAAACACCAGCAAAUGAUUGAAGAACUUGUGGAGGAAAAUGAGAAGCUUAGGCAUAUACUAGUGGAAGAGCUGAAAGUACCAUCGAGCAAACUUGAAUCGGGUUCUUCAGGUAGAAUUAGAAAUAAGUUGUCAUGUAAUGAUUGUUUUGAGUGCCGUAGAAAACAAAGAAGAAAGUAGGUUCAAAAUAAUAAUACUAAUAUAUUCAUUGAAGUGUUUGCACGUUGACCCUUAAAGGGGCACCCCUAAACAGUGAUACCCCUUAGAUUUUGGGUCUUUUUACUUACAAAUUACUGGAGUGGAGAUAGUAUAAGCAAAUGUUAUCUGGCACGAAAAACUAAAUGGAUUAACUAAUUAGAAUU
This is a messenger RNA of Vicia villosa (hairy vetch), 1216 nucleotides long. RefSeq lists its product as uncharacterized. NCBI's taxonomy places the organism in Eukaryota, Viridiplantae, Streptophyta, Magnoliopsida, Fabales, Fabaceae. The coding region runs from base 141 to 1034 and encodes 297 amino acids. The record is from RefSeq and is a predicted model, not a curated record. The transcript is spliced from 7 exons.